UUUACUACAGUGUAACAGCAGCAGAACUACAGUGUCAGACUGGAAAUUAAGUGUCUUGGGGAAAUUAAAGAGCAACCAGUGAACCCCAUUUCUGAUGUAAUUCUGUUGUGCUUGGCUAGUACCGUAGUUAGUUCUGGCCUCGGAAGCCUGGCAGGGUGGGUGGGGGCACCACACCAUACAAACAUAAACAAAGAUUAUUUACACUCUCGGCAGUAGAUUGCAAAUAAGCUGAGCUGUUUGUUUAUUUAUUUUGGCGCAAAGUGGUGCCCUGCUCAAUAUUUGUUUUUGUAAAUCUCUAGAGAGUCAAAAGGAACAAAAAGAACCCCUUCCUUUAACCCCUUCCCUUCCUCGCCACUCUGAUACUAGUCUGGCCUUGGCACUUGGUGAUUGUUACAUCAUCAACACACAACAAACUUGAACGCUGACCUCCUCAUCUGAUUGGGGUCGCGACCCCCUUCUCCUAACCCAUCGCAGGUUUGUGACCCCCUUCUCCUAACCCUUUGCAGGUUCACAAACCCUAUUCUAACUCAUCGCGGGUUCAUGACCCCCUUCUCUUAACCCACCGAAAGGUUCGCGACCCCCUUCUCUUAACCAAAUCGCGGGUCGCUCUCACAACCAGAGGUCAAAUCCACAAGAGUUAAGGGAAAAGUGGGGCCCCGAAAGAAACCUGACCUCCCCCAGCCAGAGAAGGUGACCCAGCAAAUAAACAGGAAUUUGGCAAGUGGAUAAGGUGCGGGUCAAACGCUGCAACGUUAGACAGCGGGAUGGAUCGGUAUGGCUAUGGCCGUGUUGGGUAAUCUCUAAAAUAGACGUAACGUAUUUAGGUAAGGGGGUUUACUCCUGAGUGCGCGCGAGAGAGAGGAAGAGAGAGUGAGAAAGUCAGAGAGAGCGAGAAAGAGAGAGGGGGGCACACAGGGCACAGAGGGACACACCCCCCAAAACACAUCCAGUAGUACGGACAUGAAGACUAGACGUAGGCAGAUGUCCUGACUUCUGAGUCUCACUGGAGCAAUUGUCCUUCCUCUGCCCUGUGGAUCUCAUAUGCAGGUGGUGAGUGUUCUCCCGAGGCAGCAGCAGUGGAGGCCAGUGGUGUGCAGGCGAGAUGACUCAGUCCGUGCAGGUCAACCCUAAGCUGCCCGACCUGGGUGCUCCGUUCCUGUACGGUUCCCAGGAGGAGGCUGAGCAGGCCGGCUCCUACUCUGUGCAGACCCCCUAUGGCUUCCAGCUGGACCUGGACUUCCUCAAGUAUGUGGAGGAGAUCGAGAGCGGACACAGCUUCCGCCGCACCCCCGUCAGCUCCCGGCGAGGAGGCGGCGGCCCCCGCGCCCCCAAGCUCUCCCAGCGCAGCCCGGGGGUCGGUGGUCGCGCCAGCGGCUGGACGUCCACGGAGUCCCUCUCGUCCUCGGCCAGCGAUGACGGCAGCGGCCGGGGUGCCAUCCCCCCUCCCCCGCCCCCUCGCAGCCGCAUCGGGUCCCUGCCCGCGUCCGUGCCCGCCGCGUCGUCCGAGCCGCACGUGAUCUCGCCGCUGCCCGUGUUCAGCCCGCCGCCGCUGUCGGCAGGUGCCGCCACCAAGGUGCCGCCGCCGCCCCCGACGCGAAACCCCCGUGUGGAGCGCACCCUCAUGGAGACCAGCCUGAGGCUGCAACAGGAGCAGCAGAGCCAGAUACACCUGCAGCAGCUGCAGCAGAGCCAGCUCCAGAACGGCACCGUGGUCUUCCAGCUCGCCGAUCCGCCCAGGGGGCCAGGCUGGACGCCAUCCUCCAGCACACAAUCAGCAACAGCAACUCCAAUAGCAGCAGCAGUAUUGCCACCACCACAAUCAUCAUCAUCCGUGCCAGCCUCAUCUGACGCCCCUGCCCAUCUGCACCCAUCUCAGAGCCCCUGCCCCAGCGUCUGGACGCGUCCUAGCCCCCACACGUCCGGCAGAAGCACCCCAGCCACCGGAGCGGCCCUCGCAUCCCUCUCGGCCUCCACGCCGGGGGGUUCGAGCUCGGCCAUGGUGCCGCCGCUGCACCUGCAGACGGUGCGGGAGCAGAUGGCCGCGGCCUUACGCCAACUCAAGGAGAUGGAGGAGCGCGUCAAAGGCGUGCCGGCACUCGAACGGGAGGUGGCCCAGCUCCGGGCCGAGAGGGAGGCGCUACUGCAAGCUCUCCGCGAGGAGAAACAGAAGCAGGCGAGCAGCAGCGAGAAGCAGAGCGGCGAGACAUCAUCGGCAUCACCAUCAUCAUCAUCACCUGUUACCACGACACUCGCGGCUGUUACCAUCACGACAGCAUCCACGGCGACAAUGACCACAUCGACGCCCACCGCUACAGCUACUGCUGCAGUCCAGACUGUUUCCUCAGAGCCCGUUGUCGUAGCUAGUCCGCAGGAACCUGGCCCGCUGUCGCCAUCUGCUGGCCGGACGAAUAAGGUGUCGGAGCUGCGUAAAGCCAUAGAGAAGGCCAGCAAGGAGGAAGCGGCAGGAAACGGCAGUAGCAAACAGCAGGCGGAGAAGGUGGCGCCCCCUGCAGUGCAGACUGUGUCAGUGGCCGUCGGCGGUGACCAGCCCCUGAGCUCGGGGGUGUUCUACUACCGAGAGGCCAUGAAGGACGCCGCAGUGGACGCCUGGACGCAAGACAACAACGAGUGUGUGGCCGUCGUUGGCACCGAGACGCAAAGCCAGGUGAGCCAGAGCCAGAGCCAGGUGAGCAGUGGGUGUGAGAUGGGCGUUCAGGUGGCGCCGUCCAGCGCGGAGGCCUCUGUGGAGGUGACGGAGGCCCUGCUGGGGCUGAAGAACGAGGCGGAGGAGCGCGAGAGCGAGAGCGCCGCCCUACAGGAGACGGUGAGACUGCAGCAGGAGUCCAUCGCGGCGCUGGAGGAGAGGCUGGGCCGGGCCAACGGCGACUUAGAGGCUCUGCGGGCCAGAGAGCAGGAGCGCCAGGCGCGGGUCACGCUGGAGCGCGGCGUACAGGUGCAGGCGCAGACCGCCAGCGUGGGCACAGACGCGCCGCCGGCACCGCCAGCCAAGACGAUGAAUAGUGUAGGCGUCAGCUGCAGACCGGAGGUGGCCGAGGUGGGAGUAGGAGGGGAGGAGAAGAGGACGCCUGCAACAUGUCAUCAAAGCAUACAGACAGAGGAAGAGGAGGAGGAGGAGAGGGAGAAGGGAAAAGAGGAGGUGAAGAAGGAGGUGGUAGAGGUAGAGAAAGUGGCGAUGGUGGACACUGCAAGUCAGUGGGAGAACCCUGAGGGAGAGGAGGAUGAGGAGAAGGAGAAGGAGAAGGAGAAGGAGGCGGAGAAAGAAGCUCGGCCGGGGCUGAAGAGGAGGCAGGUGACCAUGGCAGAAGUUGUGAGUGGCAUCGAGGCGGAGAGGAGAACGGGAGAUGAGGUGGCCACACCACCAGCAGUUCCAAGCCCAGUGGGGACCCUGAAAUCCAUCAUGAAGAGGAAGGAUGGGAGUAGCUCGGGAGAGAACCGCAGCACAGGCAAGAAGAGUCUGCAGUUCGUGGGCAUCCUGAACGGAGGAUACGAGUCAACAUCCAGUGAGGAGGAGGAGGAUGAUGACGACGACGAAGAAGAUGAGGAUGAUGAUGAUGAUGACGGGAGCUCGUCGGAUGAUGCAGGGGAGUGCUCGAGCAGCGGGGAAGAGGAGGCAGCCCAGCAGGAGACGUCAGACGAGGAGAGGAAUAUCAACCUGGACGAGAGUGACAGCGAUGAUGCCGUGGAGACAGGGUCGUCGCCAGGACAACAGGAGGUCGUCAAGGAGAAGUUCGAACUGAGUAUGAAGAUGCGGGAGGCAUGUCUGAUUAUGAAGAACCAUCUCAACGAUGACACCAAAGCUAAAGCCAAAAGCAAAGAAGUGCUGUCCAGCACCCACACAGUGCAGCUGGAGUGGUUCCGCGUAUCCAGCGCGAAGACGGCUCAGCCAGCGCGGGUCUCCAACUACCUCAUGGCCUUCUCUGAGGUGUCUCCCGUGCUGCUGGAGCACGUGGUCAACAUGACCGAUGGAAACGGCAACACGGCGCUACACUACAGCGUCUCGCACUCCAACUUUACCGUGGUGGGGCUGCUCCUAGACACAGGUGUGUGCUGUGUGGAUCAGCAGAAUAAGGCGGGCUACACGGCCAUCAUGCUCGCAGCUCUGUCGGCCGUAAAGGAGGAGGAUGACAUGGAGGUGGUCAAGAAGCUCUUCAGCCAGGGCAACGUCAACGCCAAGGCCAGCCAGGCGGGCCAGACGGCGCUGAUGUUGGCGGUGAGCCACGGGCGGCAUGAGAUGGUGCGGGCGCUGCUGGAGUGUGGUGCCAGCGUCAACGUCCAGGACGACGAGGGAUCCACGGCCCUCAUGUGUGCCAGCGAGCACGGCCGAGCAGAGAUCGUCGCCCUGCUGUUGGAGCAGGCCGACUGUGACAUCUCCGUUGUGGACAACGACGGCAGCAACGCUCUCUCCAUAGCGCUGGAGGCAUCCCAUAAUGACAUCGCCGUGCUGCUCUACGCCCACAUGAACUACUCUAAGACCCAGGCAGCUCAUUCCGCUGGUGGAACAGCGGGCAUUACGGGGCUACCAGCAGCUUUGAGACCAUUGCUGUGUCUCAGAUGGUGCACUUCGGACACUGUUUUAGUGCGGGAUGAACAAAGGCGCCAACAGAAGCCCGACUAGUCCACAGAAGCCCUGGCCUGCAGAGUAGCAGCAGCAGCAGCAGCCUACUUGCAUGGAGCCUGACCUGUGGAGACCCAUGACUGAAGAUAACUGGAUAUACUGGCCUGUGAACCACAAGCUCAGUCGACUAGAAAACUGUCACUGUCAACUGUCUAUAAAAAAUACAUAUAUUUAUAUUAUGACGUGUAUGUAUCUAUGCACUACAUGCUGCAAGAAUAUCAGCUAUUAACUGUCAUAGUAUACACUACUAACCAUGUAUGCUGAAACUAAAGCCAUUCUCCCUUCUUGAUGUGUUGCGGUCAAGCUGGCGACAUACAGUGGAUCUGCAUUCUUGUUCCUGAACUUUUCAUACCAAAAAGAAAAAAAUGUGUAUUGUCUCUGCACUAACUUCUUAUGCAAUAUGUUAUUGACCUUAUUUUAUGUACAAAUAAACAUUUAUUUACAUAUGGAAGUGAUGCUUAACUAGUGUGCAUGAAGGGAUGCGCCUGUUGGUGUUGGAACUACAGGUGUAGCAAACACAAGUGGGGGCCAUUUGGAAAUAUACAUUUACUUACAAAAGUAAGUUUACGUAAUAAUUUGUGAAAUAUGUAAAAAAAAAUCAGAUG
Messenger RNA from Engraulis encrasicolus (European anchovy), 5241 nucleotides. RefSeq names its product KN motif and ankyrin repeat domains 3 (gene kank3). Gene Ontology annotation, biological process: negative regulation of actin filament polymerization. Bases 1103 to 4636 code for a protein of 1177 amino acids. NCBI's taxonomy places the organism in Eukaryota, Metazoa, Chordata, Actinopteri, Clupeiformes, Engraulidae. The transcript is spliced from 12 exons. The record is from RefSeq and is a predicted model, not a curated record. Gene Ontology annotation, molecular function: protein binding. Gene Ontology annotation, cellular component: cytoplasm; cytoskeleton.